Messenger RNA from Enhydra lutris kenyoni (northern sea otter), 2759 nucleotides. RefSeq names its product family with sequence similarity 114 member A2. The transcript has 14 exons. The coding region runs from base 39 to 1544 and encodes 501 amino acids. The record is from RefSeq and is a predicted model, not a curated record. NCBI's taxonomy places the organism in Eukaryota, Metazoa, Chordata, Mammalia, Carnivora, Mustelidae.
GGCUCUUCGGCGACUGUGGCGGCGGCAAUGAUCUAAUCAUGUCAGAGAAAGAUGAUACUGAGACUCCAGUGAUAACUGAAGCAACCUCCACCCUUGAAGAUGGGAACUGUGAGCCAGCCAAGAAUUCUGAGUCUGUUGACCAAAGUGCCAGGCCAGAGAAUAAAUCAGAACCUGUAGCUAUCACUCGGAAAAGACCAGAGUCCAAACCUUCCAGUGACCUUGAGACUUCAGAAGUUCUCCCUGUUGAGGCAUCACAGGCUGUAGGCAAAGAGACUGUUUCCAAAGAUGUACCUCAGACUGGAUGGGGAUAUUGGGGCAGCUGGGGCAAGUCCUUACUUUCUUCAGCCUCAGCUACAGUAGCUACAGUAGGACAAGGUAUUUCAAAUGUUAUUGAGAAGGCAGAGACUUCUCUUGGAAUUCCUAGUCCCAGUGAAAUUUCAACUGAAGUCCAGUAUGCAGCAGGAGAGACAAACGCCAAAGAGAAUGCAAACUCCUUCCCAUUGACUGGGCCAUUUGGUGUAUUCUCAACCAUCUCUACUGCUGUUCAGACCACAGGAAAGAGUGUGAUCAGUGGAGGUUUGGAUGCCUUAGAAUUCAUUGGGAAAAAGACAAUGGAUGUAAUAGCAGAAGGGGAUCCUGGAUUUAAAAGAACGAAGGGUCUGAUGAACCGGAAUUCUACAUUGUCUCAGGUUUUACGAGAGGCAAAGGAGAAAGAAGAGCUGUGGACCUCCAAUGAUGUUGCCUUGGAAACGGACAAGAAAACUCAUUAUGGGCUCCUCUUUGAUGAAUUUCAAGGCCUUUCGCAUCUGGAAGCUCUGGAGAUGCUUUCCCGAGAAAGCGAAAUAAAGGUGAAAUCUAUUCUUAAUUCUCUAAGUGGAGAAGAAUUAGAGACUCUAAAACUUGAAUUGGAGCAACUCAAGGAAGCAUUUUCCCUAGCAGAGUUCUGUGAGGAAGAGGAAGAAGAGAAAAAAGGGGACGAAGACUUUACCAAAGAGAUAACAGAUCUAUUUUCCCAGCUGCAUGUCUCCUCCAAACCUGAGAAACUUGCGAGGGCAAGAAAUACUGCCUACGAAUGGAUCAAUACAUCUCUGGCCAAGCCAUUAGAAGAGAAGGAAGAAGGAGAGAAACAGUUGGAAACAGAAAAAACUGACCAAAUCAAUAAAAAUUCAAUAGAGGAUAUCCAUGCAUUUGCAAUCCGGAGCCUAGCAGAACUGACUGCCUGUUCAAUUGAACUGUUUCACAAAACAGCAGCUCUGGUUCUGCAUGGCCAGAAGCAGGAAGUGACCGCCAUAGAAAGGAGCAGAGCUCUUUCCCAGAUGACAGUUGUGUUGUGUAAAGAGUUGUCUUCUCUGUCCAAAGAGUUUACUACCUGCCUAACAACUGCUGGGGUCAAAGAAAAGGCAGACAUCCUUAAUCCCCUCAUCACUGCAGUAUUUCUAGAGGCCUCAAACAGUGCUUCCUAUAUUCAAGACGCCUUUCAGCUGCUCUUACCUGUACUGGAGAUCUCUCUCAUUGAGAGCAAAACUGAAUUUCCAGAGGAAUGAGCUGCAGGCCCAGGGCCUUUGUCAGAACACUGACGAACAGAGAAAAUUCAACCCAAAACUUGUGACAGCCAAGAAAUAUCACUCUAUUUUGGAUACCCCUGUAGAAAUGAAGGAGAAAGGAUUAUUUUAGUGUAUAAAAUUUAGGCAGGAGAGCAGGUUUAAAGGAGGUUUGUUGCCUUCACUGCUUGGCUAAAAUAUUCAGGUCUUCAUACUGCCCUUCCAAGUUGUUAGAAUUAUUAAAUUAUUUGAGAAGAAACUUUUAUGGGAAGUUCAAGAAUAAUAGCUCUAGGUAAAGGAUAAUGGGGUACUCGGGCAAAAAUAUUGGUCUUCCUUGGACAUGAUGCAAAACACUAACAGUUUUGUUAUGGUUCCGUAUGAUUUAGCAGCCCACUGAUAGACUUGUUGUGAAGCAAGAGAGAAACGACUUAGUAUUCUACGAUUCCUGUGCUUGAUCUCUUGAUGCCAUUACCUUUCUCCUUUCUGUAAUAAAAUCUGUGGCUUUAGGAAAACAGUAUAUAGAAAGUCUAAAUUCUUUGGACUUGGUUAGAAAGUUUCAUUUGCUCUUUAAUUCUAGUAGUUAUUAUGGCAUGGAGGAGAAACAUCUGAGGUAUACACGAAGCUACAUGAAUUAACUACAGCAAAGUGCCCUUGGGCUUCAAAUUGUUCUCCUGUCCUAAGGUAACAAGCUUCAAGUUGUAGUUGAACCCACUCAGCUGGGUUCUAGACAAACAAGUGCAGCUUAGAGAACCAUUUCAUGUUUGCGGGUAUUCUGAGUCUCCAGGGUGUUUUUCAUGUUUUUCAUGCAUACCUUAUGUGCAGGGUAAAUUCCCUAACAGCCAGCUCCAAAGGAGUAUUGAAGCUCUUUUAGUAAUGGGGUUUUUGUUAUUUGAUAUUGUUGAAAGGGAUUAUGGAGUCCCAUAGAAAUCAUUUGGAACAGGAUUUAACCUGUAAGACACAAUAUGUUUCUCCUUAUUCUUUUUUGUUUUGGUUUAAUGUAUUUCUUAGCAUGUUUAUAAAUAUAACUUUUAUCCUUUAUAUCUUAAGCCUUCUUUUGCUCUCUUCAACAAUGUAAGAGGCCACUAAAGUGUGAUCUUCCUAAAAGUUUUUUGAUAUCCACUCUUUUUAAAAAAUUCUCCCAACUUUAUGGUUGGAGGUAACUAUUGUGAGCUCUACUGCUCAUCUUCUAAAAUCUUUAAAUAAAAUGUAAUAAUUAUG